Messenger RNA from Paramecium pentaurelia, 321 nucleotides. The record is from the annotation of a GenBank genome assembly. Lineage: Eukaryota; Ciliophora; Oligohymenophorea; Peniculida; Parameciidae.
AUGAUUAAAAAGGAUUAACAGCAAUCUUUGUUGUUUUUCUCAUUUGGUAGUAAUAAAUUUUUUCUUUAGAUGCUUAUAUCUACAUAUAGCUUAAUUCUCAUAUUACAAUUAGCCUUACAUGAUAGCAGAGUGUCAUUUGAGUUGUCAAAGAUUUUACAUUUCCAGAUCAAACUUUUUAGAAUAAAAUAUCUAUAAAAUCACUAUUAUUAUAAUAUCAUUAUUGGCUUUAUAUUGGGUAGUUGUCUGGUUAUAAAUAUCAGGAGCUAUGCUAGAGUAGUUACGGAUCAAUUUGCUUAUAUCUUUGGAAUUUUAUUAUAUUGA